Amborella trichopoda is the source of this 1568-nucleotide messenger RNA. Its product is annotated as putative calcium-binding protein CML48. The record is from RefSeq and is a predicted model, not a curated record. Gene Ontology annotation, molecular function: calcium ion binding. NCBI's taxonomy places the organism in Eukaryota, Viridiplantae, Streptophyta, Magnoliopsida, Amborellales, Amborellaceae.
UCCGUAGUCCCCAUCUUCUCUCUCUCUCUCUCUCUAAGUUCUAGGCAAUCGUAACCCCCUUACACAAACCAACACAUUCUCUCUCUUCUGGAAAUGUCUCUUAAAUUUACGAAAUCCCACCUCCCAUCACAAAAACCUACACAUUCUCUCUUCCGGACCCUAUCCCUCUCCAUUUCUCUCUAAAAUUUCUCUCUCUCUCUCUCUCUCAAAUUGGCCUCUCCAUAGAUUUCUCGUCUUCUCUCACAGAAACCUCGGAAUUCCCUUUCUUCAAAUUCUCGUCUUCACCGGACAUUCCCUGUCCUCCUUCCUUCGAAAGCUCUGUUUCAGAGAAUCUCUUCUCUCCUCAAACAUUCAACAACCUGCAAAUCCCCUUUCUCUCUCUAAAAAAAUCCCACCUAAAAUCUCUUCUCCCCUCAAACAUACAAAAGCCUACAAAUCGCCGUCUCUCUCUCUCUCUAACCCCAGCCAUGUCUGGUUAUAGUGGGGGCUACGCCCCUUCUGCCCCUCCCCUACCUGAAUCUCAAGGGCAUGAGAAACCCACUUCUUCUCACUCUUACGAACAGAACCCACCUCCUCCUUCUCACUCUUAUGCUCAGAUCCCACCUCCCUCUUCUCACUCUUAUGGCGGAUCUCCUGUAAGCACUUCUUCUUAUGUUUAUGGUCAAGGCGAUAAGAAACCCACUUCUUCUCAAUCUCAUGAACACAAACCACCUCCUUCUUCUUACUCUUAUGCUCAAAACCUACCUCUCUCUUCUCACUCUUUUGGCGGACCUCCUGUAACCACUUCUUCUCAUGGUUAUGGUCAGGUUCCAUCUAGUUAUGGCCGUGGCUAUCCUUCUUCAUGUCCUUAUUUUUCUUCUGGUCAUGGAAGCAGUGUGAGUUUUCCACCGGGCACUCAUCCUGAGAUUAUUAGGAGCUUCCAGAUGGUGGAUAGAGAUGGGAGUGGUUUCAUUGAUGAGAAUGAGUUGCAGUCUGCUCUCUCUAAUGGUUAUCAGACCUUUAGCCUCCGGACGAUUCGGCUUCUCAUGUUUCUCUUCAAGCGCUCUGGUGAUGCCACAAAGAUUGGGCCUGCUGAGUUCGCAGCACUAUGGGAAUGCCUUGGUCAAUGGCGUGCUAUAUUCGACAGGUUUGACAGAGAUCGAAGUGGGAUGAUAGACUCUGGAGAACUGCGGGAUGCUUUGCUAAGUCUGGGAUAUGCUAUACCACCUUCAGUUCUUCAUGUAUUAGUGUCCAAAUAUGAUGAGAGUGGUAAAAGGGGGGCCCUUAAUUUCGACAGCUUCAUUGAGUGUGGACUGAUAAUUAAGGGUUUGACUGAAAAAUUCAAGGAGAAAGAUACGCGUUAUUCAGGAUCUGCUACGCUAGCCUAUGAUGCUUUUAUGUUGAUGGUCAUCCCCUUCAUUCUUUCAUAAAGGUUUCCUAUUGCUUUCAGGACAUUGAGAUGUUAGGGGAAAUUGGGAAUGAUAUAUAUAGCCUUCCCUGUCCUAAUGCAUCUUUUUUUUGUAUAUAGCUGGUGGGGAGAUUGGAUAUUGUUCGAUAUUCUUGUUGGCAUAAUUUACAAUGGUUUGGCA